CGCACCAACAAGCGGACUGUCCCGCAGUAGCUCUCCUGCUUCUCCUGCUGAGAAAACUAAACAGAACUAAACACAGAGGCUUCUCCUGUAGUUAUGCUGCUCUCCUGUGUCUACAGAAAGUUGAGUGGAAUAUAACCUAAAACUUCCCCCAUCACUCCGAACAGAAAGAAAGGCUGAUCCAACGGUAAGAUGAAACCAGAGCUGGAAGACCAGAAUGGCUGCCCACAUUAAACACCUGGAAUUAUACUUUCUUUGACAAGAUCUCACACAAUUGCCAAAUAAUUCUGGAAGGAACAGUCCUGAACUCAUACAGACUCAAGUUUAAUUUCUUUCUGUGGAUUGUAAGUAAGAGACUACCAUCAUGCCUAUUCUCAAACAGUUAGUGAACAACUCUAACCAGUCGAAGCGGCGGUCUCGGGCUGACCUUACCGCAGAGAUGAUCAGUGCUCCAUUGGGGGACUUCCGCCACACCAUGCACGUUGGCAGGGGAGGAGAUGCCUUUGGGGACACUUCAUUUCUUUGUACCCGAUCAGGGGAACCUCCCAAGGAGCCGGAAACAAAGCAAGUUUCCCCAGGUCCCAAACCUGGACUGCUGUCCCGCACCUUCAGAAGCAGCAAGCGCUCUCAGUCAGUAAACCGGGGGGACAAAUACAAUAUGAUGGGGCCUACUGGGGGUUCAUCCAACUUUGUGAAAAACGCCAUAUCCCUUCCUUACCUAAACGAUGAGGAUACUAAUAGAGGACACCAAUUGCCAAAGAGCGUUUCCUCAAGCCCCAUGAAGAAGCUGACAGAGAUUGAAAGCAAGCCAGUAAAUGGUGCAGCAGCAAUGGCGACAUUGGAUGCGGAGUUCGACGAGCAUAAUUUCGGCGAACUUACAGAUUUGCCUCCAUCCAUGCCUAAGGGAGGCGGAAUGAGGCACGCAGAGUCCAUGAUGUCCUUCCACAUUGACUUGGGGCCCUCCAUGCUCGGGGAUAUCCUGAGCGUGAUGGAAAAGAGAGGCUGUGAGGAAGAUGACCUUGGUUACGAAGAAGGCAAGGGUAGCGAGGGACGUUCGUCGCCCUCCUUCAUUCCCCACAUAGAUGAUGAUGAUGUGGAGGAGCAGGCCCCUGAAAGACCACCUCGCAGCAUGUACCAGCACAAGGCCAUGGUGGAUCCCUACACCCUUGAGAUACACACCAGCAAUAACUACCACAACCUGGAUAGCUGCUCUGUUUCCAGCUCUAGCUCAGCCACUGAGGAGAAACGUCAAUACCACAUCCAUGACGGUGAUACGGACAGUGCAAAGUACAGUUCGCCUCGUGGGGAGGAUGACCGAGAUUUCACCUUCAUGGAUGAAGAUGAUGAUGAGAUUCGAGUGUAGACUAAACUGGGAUCACUGCUCCUGAACAGUCUUGAAGGACACUAAUGGAGAAGACCAUGCCUUGGGAGGUUAAAUAAAGCUGUGAAAGACAGGAGAAGGAUUUAGAGGCUCUUAAGCUUCUUGUAGAUCAAUCUAAUCUCUAUACACUUUGUUCAACAUCAUAAAUGAAAACCAAUUAAGCCUUAUUCACUUUGCUGUAUCAAAGAGAUGUGAGCCGAGUGCAGACAGACUGACUCACAAAGUUGAACUCUUGAAAGGUUUGGGUUCAUUGAUUGUUGCAGAGGUUUGCAACAUCAACCUAUGAACUCAUUGGGAAAUUCUUCACUUUCAAAUAAUACUAGCAACCCUGUCCUGUGCAUUAAUGAAGAAGAAAAAACAGCAAUCCAUUGGUUGUGAACAUCAUGUUUUAGGGAGUCAAGGGUGACCAUAAGGUUAGAGAACUGUAACCCAUCUGUAACCCAUCACAUGAAUGUCACAUUUGGAGUGUGAGGUAAGCAGAAGGAUAUGCAAGGUCACAAACUACAGGAAGAGGGAAAGAGCAAGAAGUGAAACUCAGGCCCCAUACUCAUUACUCCGUUUUACAAACGGAGAACUAAAAUGAAUACGAUCUCCGUCCACACCAGCGUUUUCGCUGCGUUUUGGAGUUGAUCUCCGUCUACAUUAAAACGACUGAAAACGCACAGCUAGGACCCGUUCAGGUACACUGGGCAUGCGCU
This is a messenger RNA of Micropterus dolomieu (smallmouth bass), 2076 nucleotides long. RefSeq names its product CDC42 effector protein (Rho GTPase binding) 4b (gene cdc42ep4b). The record is from RefSeq and is a predicted model, not a curated record. NCBI's taxonomy places the organism in Eukaryota, Metazoa, Chordata, Actinopteri, Centrarchiformes, Centrarchidae. The transcript is spliced from 2 exons. The coding region runs from base 362 to 1360 and encodes 332 amino acids.